This is a messenger RNA of Anolis sagrei ordinatus, 1556 nucleotides long. Lineage: Eukaryota; Metazoa; Chordata; Lepidosauria; Squamata; Anolidae. The record is from RefSeq and is a predicted model, not a curated record.
GGGGCGUGCCGAGGCCAAGAUGGCGGCGCUGGGCGGGCCUGUGGAAGUGGCGCUGGUGUCUGCCGGCGAGGCUUCGUCCUCGGGUGGGUGCUGCUGGGUGUGGGAAGCCGGCUCCGGAGCCUCGGUGGCGACCUAUCGGGGAGGCUGCUGCGGCCCGCGGGGCCUGGCCCUCUUAGGCGGAGAGCGGCUCCUCGGCGCCCAGCUUGGGAAACCCUGCGUCGCCGCCUGGGACCUCCAGAGGAAGGUAAGGGAAGGUUGGGACUUCGCUAAGGGCCGCGCGCAUGCGCCAACCGGAGAGCCAACGCGCCUGCGCUGGACUUUGCUGAGGGGAGAGGGCCAAACGCGCAUGCGCGCGGUCUCCAAGGAAGGAGGGUGCUCAGAGAAGUUACCUGGACUUAAAACUGAGCCAAUGAACCUUUUCUCUUUCUUUCGGCGACAGGUCUGUAGUGGGAACCUGCUGGCCAUCCUGAACCGGCAUUAUCAGGACGUGUCUUGCCUCGCUUUCACGGAUGACAGCAGCCAUUUCAUCUCGGGGGCCAAGGACUGCCUUGUCAUCGUCUGGAGCCUCUGCAGUGUGCUGCAGGCCGAUCCUGACCAAAGUCCAGAGCCUCUCCACAUCUGGUCGCAACACACGCUUCCUGUCACGGACCUCUGUUGUGGCAUUGGUGGCCCCAUGGCACGGGUUGCCACUGCCUCGCUAGACCAAACGGCGAAGUUGUGGGAGAUCUCUUCRGGCGACCUCCUKCUCUCCGUUCUCUUCGACGCCAGCCUCAUGUCYGUGACCCUUGACCUCGCCGAGUAUCACAUGUUCUGUGGGGGAAUAGACGGUUCCAUCUUCCAGGUUGACCUUUGCUCCUGGCCUGUGAACAGAGAGAGGGGCUUCAACUCAGAGCAAGAGAGUGGGAAGAUCUUCAAAGGCCAUAAGAACCAGGUGACCUGCCUCUCCGUCUCCACCGACGGAAGCCUUUUGCUCUCCGGCUCUCACGACGAAACCGUCCGGGUGUGGGACAUCCACAGCAAACAGUGCCUGCGGACAGUGAAUUACAAAGGUCCAAUCACAAACGCCUUCUUGGCCCUGGCGCCUGCCAACAUGCUCAUCUUAGAUGCCAAGCCCAGCAUCCCGUUGCCCAAGUUCAGCCGGCACCUCCAUGAUUCCGAGGCCUCUGAAAACCCUGCCGGCGACGGGCUAACACUGCGUUUAGGACUGCACCAGAAGGGAUCUGACGAGAAUUAUUUGGAGAAGGCCGAGCGCUUGUAUUCUCAAAUGUGUGCCACAAGGGAAAAGAACCUGAUGGGAGACCAAGAGCAACUGAAGAUCCAAGUGACAGAGCUGGAAGAGGAGGUCAGCACCCUCCGGAAGAUCAACAAGAACCUCUUCGAUUUCUCCAGCCACAUCCUCACCAAGCCGGGCAAAUAGGGCAGACGCAUAUCACUCCAAUUUGGCAUGACAUUUCAUUCCUUAUUCUUGGGCAUGGUUUCCAUGUGUCCUUGUGGACUGUUACGUGUAUUUUUUGAAGACGUUUUUUAUCCAGAAAUAAAGAAAACAUAAAACAAAA